This is a messenger RNA of Enterobius vermicularis (human pinworm), 2037 nucleotides long. The record is from the annotation of a GenBank genome assembly. NCBI's taxonomy places the organism in Eukaryota, Metazoa, Nematoda, Chromadorea, Rhabditida, Oxyuridae.
AUGUCUGACGUUCGUGUUAAUUUCGCUAUUGAGCCUCCUGCAGAGGACGAAAAUGAGUGGUUUGCACCGCCAGCUCCACUUCUAGCUGGUGCUCACGUCGCUGGCUUGCAAUCGUACUAUGAUAUGUACAAAGACUCGAUAAAUAAUGUUGAUGAGUUCUGGAGGACCGUUGCGAAGCAAUUAUGCUUUGAAAAGGAGUCUGAAAAGGGUUUGGAAUGGAAUUUCGAUUCUCAUAAAGGCAACGUAUUUGUCAGGUAUAUGGAUGGUGCACGUACUAACAUUGCAUAUAACUGUUUGGAACGUAACAUUCGCAACGGUUAUGGACACCGUACUGCCUACAUGUGGGAGGGCAAUGAACCAGGGGAUAGUUGUUCAAUUAGUUAUCAGGAACUGCUUGAUAAAGUUAUAGCUUUCUCUGCUGUUUUACGUUCUCGUGGAGUUAAAAAGGGGGAUGUUGUUGCAAUUUAUCUUCCGAUGAUUUUGGAAUUACCAAUUGCUAUGUUAGCAUGUGCGCGUAUAGGUGCAGUUCAUUCGGUUGUGUUCGCUGGUUACAGCGCCGAUGCUCUUGCGACUCGAAUUUUACAAGCAAAGUCUCGUAUUUUGAUAACCGCUGAUAUUUAUUUCCGUGGGAAAAAACUGAUUCCUAUUAAAUCUGUGGCGAAUCAAGCUGUUGCUGGCCUGCCUUUAAAGACGGUAAUUGUUGUGCGUCAUGCCCAUCGAAUUCGUCGUCCAAAUGGGAACGUCAUACCUGAAGUAGUUUUUGAUCCCGACAGGGAUGUUUUUUGGGAGGAUGAGAUGUCACGAGUUGCUGGUACCGGGUCUCCUGUGGAGUGGUGCGAGUCCGAAGAUCCUUUAUUUAUUCUUUAUACAUCAGGUUCGACGGGAAAACCUAAAGGCCUAGUUCAUUCAACAGCUGGUUACAUGCUUUAUGCAUAUGCUACCACGAAAUUUAUUUUCGACGCUCACGUUUCUGACAUUUACUGGUGUACUGCGGACUGCGGGUGGAUUACUGGGCAUUCCUAUUUGGUUUACGGACCACUUCUCAAUGGUUUAACGUCAGUGAUGUUUGAAGGCAUUCCAACUUAUCCAACGCCUUCACGGAUGUGGCAGAUUGUUGAGAAAUAUAAAGUAACGACUUUGUACACGGCACCCACUGCGAUUCGAGCUUUGAUGGGAUUUGGGAAUAGUUAUGUAGAUAGGCAUGACAGGUCAUCACUUCGAAUUUUAGGUUCAGUGGGCGAACCAAUAAAUCCUGAUGCUUGGCGAUGGUUCUACAAUGUUGCUGGGGAGAAACACUGUGCUGUCGUUGACACUUAUUGGCAAACUGAGACCGGAGGACAUAUGAUAGCGCCUUUACCAGGAGCAACCUAUACCAAACCUGGCAGCGCUACUCUGCCAUUUUUUGGUGUAGAAGUGGCGAUACUUGAUGAUAUGGGACGUGAGAUAGAAGGGCCGGGUGAAGGCAACCUGUGUUUUAAACGUGCCUGGCCAGGGAUCGCGCGAACUAUUUUUGGAGACCACUUGCGUUAUGAAGAAACCUAUUUCAACCCGUUUCGUGGUCACUUCUUCACAGGAGAUGGUGCUCGACGGGAUGACGAUGGAUAUAUUUGGAUAACUGGUCGUGUAGAUGACUUGAUGAAUGUGUCUGGUCAUUUGCUUUCCACUGCUGAAAUUGAAGGCGCUUUAGCAUCGGAUCCUAGUGUUGUAGAAGCAGCUGUUGUUGCUGCCCCGCAUGAUAUCAAGGGGAGUUUCCCAUACGCAUUUGUGCAUAUGCGUAAUGGAGAGAGAUUAACUGACGAAAAAUCUGAUUCGUUAAAGUUACUUGUUCGCAAAAAGAUAGGAGCAAUUGCUGUCCCAGAUAUCAUCCAAGAAGCUCCAGGACUUCCAAAAACUCGUUCAGGUAAGGUGCCUCGCCGCAUUCUUCGUAAGAUUGCUGAGGGUAACAAGUCAGUUGAUCUGGGUGACACAUCGACGCUGAUUGAUGAAACUGUUAUUGAGAUGCUGUGGAGCGGUAGAGGAAUUACUCGUGCAGGCUAA